AUGCUACAUCACCCCCGAAAGCCGCGUCGUCUCAAAUACGCAAACCGGCCUCGUCCUGCCCCUAAUAUUCAACCUCUUUUCAACCCCCGAACAGGAAGCCAUAGCAGGGGCCCGCCUCAAACUCCUCUGCAACGCAACUCGCGCUUCAAAAUCGCCACCGGCUUCGCGGGGACACUGAUCGUCCGCCACGCUCUAACCGAAAUCAACGAGACACACCUCUUCACCCGCAUGCUCUACCACCACCACAAGGCCGGCAGCUGGCUGUACCAGGUCACCAUGGGCGCGACGACGCCCUGGGAGCGCUGGGAUAGCAUGUUACCCGAUGGGAGCGUGAAUCCCGGGGAGAUGACGAGCUUCAAUCAUUAA
Messenger RNA from Aspergillus calidoustus, 366 nucleotides. Lineage: Eukaryota; Fungi; Ascomycota; Eurotiomycetes; Eurotiales; Aspergillaceae. The record is from the annotation of a GenBank genome assembly.